This is a messenger RNA of Harpia harpyja (harpy eagle), 673 nucleotides long. Its product is annotated as putative small proline-rich protein 5. Lineage: Eukaryota; Metazoa; Chordata; Aves; Accipitriformes; Accipitridae. The record is from RefSeq and is a predicted model, not a curated record. Bases 82 to 357 code for a protein of 91 amino acids. The transcript has 2 exons.
UCCCAGUUUCCUUCAUUCACUUCUCUGCUCCUAUACACCUUCAUUCUUGUUGCUGUAGAGCUUUGCCGAUACUCCAGAAAGAUGUGCUCCCGCAGGCCCUGCCACAGCCACGAAACCUCCUGCCAUAGAUCCCACUCCUCCUGCCACGACUCAGGACCCUCCUGCCAUUACACCAUCCAGAGGCAGCCUGUGCAGAAGUACACCUACGUGACACCCUGCUGCCCCGCCGUGCAGCCCUGCUGCCCGCCUGUGCAGCCCUGCUACCCCGCUGUGCAGCGCUACUGUCCCCCAGUCCCCUACUGCCCCCAGUACACCAAGAACAUCUGCAAGCUGCCACCAAUGUGCCCCAAGUACUAGCAGCAGAAUCCAGACCUGGUACCUGGAUCCGCUGGCUCACUCCUCCCUUGGAUGAUCUCGAUGCCUAAAGCUUGAAUCCUUUGUUCUCUUUUCCCAUUUUUGGUUUGCCUGAAUCCUCUAAUACCUCAUCUGUGAUUAGAAUUUCCUUCAAAAUAUAAAUCAGAUCCAUUUUAAUUUAUUUAGCAUGCAAGACCCAGCUUAUGUUCUUUUCCAAAAGACUGGGAAUUAUUUCUGCUGGCACUGACUUACACAUGAUGUGUCAACUUCCAAAACAUGCAGAUGAAACAAUAAAAUUUCAUUUCCAAAAAUAGAAAAA